Lactuca saligna is the source of this 381-nucleotide messenger RNA. NCBI's taxonomy places the organism in Eukaryota, Viridiplantae, Streptophyta, Magnoliopsida, Asterales, Asteraceae. The record is from the annotation of a GenBank genome assembly.
AUGACCACCAUCACAAUACGCAAGUAUCUGGCAGAAAAGUUAAGGCUAGUCUUCGCAAUGCUUCACCACCUUGAAGUUCCUCUUGUUGUCAAGAAAGAACCUAAGCUCAAAGAAAAAUUGGUUAGUGAUGAGCCUAUUAUUAACGAUGGCGAUGAAGAAGUGCCCGAUGAAGAAGAACUAAAAAGACUAAAAGCUCGUGAUGCCAAAAUAGAUGAGCACCAACGAAUCAUCCAGACCGGGGACAUGGACGUAGAGGUUGCAGCGGUGUUGCAAAAGAAGCAUACUGGUGUUCUUAAGGAAUCUCCAAACGAUUUUGAGAAGCUGAAGCUGGGGAAGAUGUAUAGCAAGGAAUGGUAUGUGGUGUACCAGGCUAGGGAUUGA